AUGUUUAAUACAAAUUGGCCUUUAAAUCAUAAUACAUCAACAUCAAAUGUUGAUUGGAGUGCUUUAGCGGAUAGUUGGAUGCAACAAAGAGAACAACAAGCUCAAUGGCAACAAGCACCUCUACCACCUCCACCGCCGCCGCCACCACCACCACCUCAAUUUCUACUUAAUGCACCACCUAUUCCACCUCCUGGUCCACCACCCAUUGGAAUGACAUUUCCACCAUUACCGCCAACACAACUUGGCAUUGUUUCACACCAUCACCAGCUACAGGUUGGUUCAAAUACCACUCAGGAAAGUUUAACGAUGACAAAUAUUGAAAAUUCACCUUGGAGACAACCAUUACCGCCACCACCACCACCACCUCCAAUUAUGAUGCCAAGUGGACCUCAAUGGAGACCUAAUAUGACAAAUAAUCAAUCGUUAUUUCCUAUUCAACCAGAUAUGGCUUCAUCUUUUGGUGGUCAUAAGUUUUGGCCAUCAAACAAUACUACUCAACAAGCAGUACCACCACCACCUCCGGUACCUCCUCCAGUUCCACCACCUGUGCCACCUCAACAAUCAUCAAUGUCAGCUCAAUUUCCUACACCAUCAUUUCAACAUCCUCCUAUUGAUAAACGAAUGAUGAAUACAAAUUUUAAUACAUCUAUACCAUCAUUAAUGGAUCUACCAUCUUCUUAUGGACAAAAACCCGUACCUCCACCAAUGCCAGUUCCUCCUGUCCCUAUAUUACCUCUUGUUGAACCACCCGUAUCAACAAUGAUCAAUAUUCCAAGUGGUAGUAAUGUGAAUGCAAAGCGACGAAAAAUUCCCGCUUGGCUUCGAGAUGAAUUAGGUAGAAUCGAAAAAGAAAAAGAAAAAAAAAUGCAAAAUACAAGUAGUAAUGAUAAUAGUCAUUUAUUAAAUGAUUCUUCUUCUAAAUUUGAUGAUGAUGAUGAUGAUGAUGAAGAAGAUGAUGAAAAUGAGACGAAUACCAAUGAAAAAUUCCACGAAUCAACAACAAGAUUCAAUGAUGAUGAUGACGACGACAACGACAACGACAAUAUUGAUGAAGAAAUUGAACAAAAUGAAGAUGAAGAACCAAAUUCAAUAUUGAUUUCUUCAACACCAAUUGUCACUCGACGGAGCCGCUUUGAUGAUGACAAAUCGACUGAACAACAGCUAAAUGUAAGUGCAAUUCCGAGACGAACACAUUCACCAUCAUCACCAUCGAAUUCGACGACGACGACGACAUUCAUCGAAGAUGAUCAAAUAGAUAAAGAAGAACAAUUUAUGAUUAAAUUACGUCGUACAUUGACAGAAUUGUUACUUGAAGUAACAAAUGAAGAAUUAGCAUCUAUUGCUAAAGAAAUUUAUUUAAAUUGUAAAGCUGAAUUAUCAACACCUGUUAUUCGAAAAGCUUCAGGACUUUCAAGCUUUUCUGGAUCUGAUUCUGAUGAUGAUGAUGAUGAUAAUACAGAAAUUCAAUCGACUAUAGAUAUAACUGUAAUGAAGAAAUCACCUAUUCGAACAUCAAUAAAACAAGAUAAUGUUUCAAUUAAUUUAACAAAAUCUACAAAUAAAAAUGUUGAUGAUGAUAAUAAAUCAAAUAAAAGUAAAGACAAAAAAUCUACUAGAGAUAGAAGUCCAGUAUUAUCAUCAUCUUCAUCACAUGAUCAUAAAAAUAAAAAACAUCAUCAUCAUCAUAAAAAACAUCGUCGUCGUUCAUCAUCAUCAUCAAAUUCAUCUCAAUCACGUUCACAAAAAAAGAAAAAAUCUUCUAAUUAUGAUCAAUAUUCUGAAUAUACGAAAUCAACAAAAAAAUAUGAUGAUCGACGACGAAAACAUUAA
Messenger RNA from Rotaria sp. Silwood1, 1830 nucleotides. The record is from the annotation of a GenBank genome assembly. Lineage: Eukaryota; Metazoa; Rotifera; Eurotatoria; Philodinida; Philodinidae.